This is a messenger RNA of Bursaphelenchus xylophilus (pine wood nematode), 5054 nucleotides long. The record is from the annotation of a GenBank genome assembly. NCBI's taxonomy places the organism in Eukaryota, Metazoa, Nematoda, Chromadorea, Rhabditida, Aphelenchoididae.
AUGCUGCGAAGCGCUCGUCUUGUGAACGUGCCGAAGCCACCAGUCAGUCUUCGCCGAUAUGCGGUCAGCUACGUCGGGAAGCAUCCGCCGAUUCUGGGCAUUCGAAGAGAGACGAUCAAUGCCUGGGAAAGAAGGGCCCCUCUGGCACCAAGCCAUGUCCAGAAGUUGACGAGACAAGGCGUCAAAGUGCUGAUUCAGCCGAGUAACAGAAGGGCAUAUCCGUUAAUUGUAGGUUUCGAAAGGGUUGUUGGGGAAAAUGCGUCAUGAUGACGGCUUUUCUGGAAAAAUAUGAAAUUUGAUGACAUUUUUUUGUAGAGUUUGGAGGGGCAUACCUGGCUCAAAACUUCAUAUAUUGAAGUUUGAGCUCUAAAAAUUUAAUGCAAAAAAGGUGUCAUCAUGACGGAUUUUUUAGAAAAAGUUACAGUCAAAUGACUUUUCAGGACUAUAUGACGGCCGGCGCUCAAGUCCAAGAAGACCUGUCACCGGCCAACCUGAUCAUGUCUGUAAAACAAGUCCCAGUGGAACAACUGAUCCCCAACAAAACCUAUGCCUUCUUUUCACACACCAUUAAAGCACAACCCGACAACAUGGAGAUGCUGGAUACGAUCCUGCAUCGCAAAAUUCGUCUGAUUGAUUACGAAAAGAUCACGGACGAAAAUGGAAAACGAUUGGUCAUGUUCGGGAAGUGGGCCGGAUAUGCGGGAUUCAUCGACAUUUUGCACGGCCUGGGGCUGCGAUUGCUGGCCUUGGGACAUCACACACCGUUCUUGCACAUAGCCUUGGCUCAUAAUUACAGCGACUCGCAUAUGGCGAUCAACGCGAUCAGAGAUGCGGGAUAUGAGAUUGCGCUGAACCGACUGCCACGGUGAGUUGGGGACACUGUAGGAAAUUAAGGGCCUUAUUUCAUUUUAAGCCAAAAAUUUGUAGAAAAAUUUUUGGAUGACGCGGCGUAUUUUACAAAGCAAAAAUAGUUAUUAAAUAUGCAUAAGUUGGUGGUUAAUUUUCAGGUCACUUGGCCCCCUGAUUUUCGUCUUUACCGGCUCCGGGAAUGUCUCCCAAGGAGCUCAAGAACUCUUCCGCCAUCUUCCCCACGAAUUUGUCGACCCCUCAACUUUGCCUCAGGUAAUUUACAAGGUGUUCAACCACGAUUUGGGUCGUAUUUUGUCAUCAAAUUUUCUAAUAAAAAAGUGAUUUUCUUAGGUCGCGAAGAAAGGUCAGAUGAACAAGGUUUACGGGUGCGUAGUGUCCCGUAACGAUUACCUCAUGCGCAAAGAGGGUGGGAAAAUUGAUUUAGAGGAGUUCAACGCCCAUCCAGAAAGAUACGUUUCAAAAUUUGCGUCGGAAGUAAGAGUUUUGAAGAUUUUUGGCCUACUUUGUCAUGGAUAACAUAAUUUUCGUUAAAAUUUUAUCAUUUUUCCUUUCAGAUAGCCCCGUAUGCCUCGGUAAUUCUGCAUGGCAUCUACUGGGAUGUAAACACGCCUCGGCUGAUCACCAUUCCGGAUGCUAAGCAUCUGCUUACACCUACCGCCAACAAGGCGUUGGAUGUUCCGGGUUGCCCGUCGCUGCCUCAUCGCCUGAUUGCAAUUUGCGACAUCUCGGCGGAUCCCGGAGGCUCUAUUGAGUUUAUGACGGAAUGCACCACCAUCGACAAGCCGUUCAUGAUCUAUGACGCCGAUUUUAAUAUGGCUUAUGACUCGUUUGAUACCCCAAGUGGAUGCCUGGUCUGUUCGAUCGACAAUAUGCCGGCGCAGAUGCCGUUGGAAGCUACAGAAGCUUUUGGAAACCUGCUGUAUCCAUACAUCUUCGAUUUGGUAGGUUUUAGAGGUUUUUAUAAAUUUGAAUUUUGAAAUUCCCGCCAAAAUUGGCAUUGUGCCCAAGAGCUCGGAAAAGCUUUGAAAAAGGUUGUAAACUGUUUUUCUUGUAUUUCUAGCUCAACUGUGCUGCCGAACAGCCCUUCGAGCGGCUGGAGUGCCGCCCUGACGUCAAGAAUGCGAUCAUUACCAGCGAUGGAGAACUGACCCCCAAUUACAAGUACAUUGAGACUCUGCGAGAGGAACAGACGUAUGUUUGAGCAUGUUUACUCGGCUUGUUAUCAAGUUUAUGUCCUUGGAAAAGUCAUAAAAUUGACAAUCGAGUUUAUUUUCGUUGAAAAUCUUAUCAUUUUUGACUGUUUUCGAGGGGAUUUUCGGUCAGCUUUUUUAUAAUUUUAGUUGGAAAUUAGGCUAAAUUUAAGCACGUUUUUGAUUAAAUACGAUAUUAAAUAUUUUUUUUAAAAAGUUUUUUCCGAAUUUACAGUAAAGUACCACGUAAAUUGCGCCAUUUUUCAGAGUCCGCUCCUCCCACAAGGCGAAGGCAAUGGCGGGCCGGGAAGACGCGAAAAGAGUUCUUUUGCUGGGCGCUGGAAUGGUCUCCGAUCCGCUGGCCCAUUACUACUCCCAACAACAACGCGUAGUCCUUACGGUGGCGUCGGAUUCGGCCAAAGACGGGAAACGGUUGGCCACGUUGGGCGACAACAUUCAGUCCCAGGUGGUGGAUCUGAACAAGGAGCCGGAAGUGAUCGAUGGCCUGGUGGAACAGAAUGAUUUGGUCAUCUCUCUGUUGCCCUAUGUCUACCACACGGGGAUUGCAAAGAUGUGCAUCAAACAUCGGCGGAAUAUGGUGACUAGCAGCUACAUUUCGCCCGAACUUCAGGCGUUGGAUGAACAGUAAGUGGAUGAUGAUUUGAGGGGAUUGGGGGGAGUUUGGAUGGGAAAUUGAACUCGCCAAUUGUCUUAAUUGUAAUUUCUCAGAAUUUGAUUUAAUUUGGUUUAAAUUUUAGUCAGAGUUUUAUAAAAUUUUAACCCCAUUUAAGAAUCUAAAACAAUGUAUAACCUUUCAAAAAUUCCCCGAAGUGCGACGCUCAGAUUUUGAUGAAACUUGGCACAAAUUUAGAAUAAUUUUUUCUAAAAUAUAUGCGAGAAUCCUAGCUCGCGCUUUGCAGAAACAACCGAGAUUUUUAGAUCGAAAGUCGGCCAAAAUUUGAGACUUUUUGCCGAAUUUCGGCACGAAAAGCUUCAUGCCUAUUUCUGCCAUAGAGGGUAAUAUUUCCACAAAAAAUCAACUUUUUCCGCGCAAAACUGGCAAAGUCAUGGCCAAAAAGUGUUUUUCUCUUUGACCGCUCUCUACGUUUGGUGUGCUCUCUCGGCUGCCAAGAUCAUUCAAUAUCUCGGCGGCGCUUGUAAAGCGCGAGCCAUAACUUUCAGGGAUUGAUAUUUAGUCUAUUCCUGAAGUGUGUGGGAAAUUUUAAAAAAAUCUGAGCGUCGCACUUGGGGUACUUCCCUUGUUAAUUUAAUUCAAAUUUUAGUCACAAUUUUAUAAAGUUUUAACCACAUUUAAGAAUCUUAAAAUAUGUCAUAUCCUUUCAAAAAUUUCAUUAAAUUUCAACCCCAAUUUCCCCCGAAUUUCAGAGCUAAAGCCGCCGAAAUCACGAUUAUGAACGAAGCGGGUCUGGACCCGGGAAUCGACCACAUGUUGGCCAUGGAGUGCUUCGACCGCGUGCACGAGAUGGGCGGCAAAAUCAAGUCGUUUGUCAGCUUCUGCGGCGGUCUGCCGGCCCCGGAAGCGUCGGACAAUGCGCUGCGGUACAAGUUCAGCUGGUCCCCGAAGGGCAUGCUGUUGGCGCUGAUGAAUCCGGCCCGAUAUUUGAUGAAGGGGCAGGUCGUGGAGGUGCCGGGGAACGGCGGAGUUAUUGAUGACUUGUAUCCGAUCGAUUUUAUGCCCGGAUUCUCGUUGAUUGGGUAUGCGAAUCGGGAUUCGACCAAAUAUUUGGAUAUUUAUGGGAUCCAGGACGAAUGCAAGACGUUGUUGAGGGGAACUUUGAGAUAUCAGGUAGGAAAAGAGAGAUUUUUUUUAGAAAUAAAAAAAAAAUGAUGAUUUUUUUGAAGAAAUAUUUGAGAUUUUUUUGCUCAUUUUUAGCUCCACUUUAGGCAAAAUUCUGAUUUUUUCAUUUUUUUACAAAAAUGAGAUUUAAUUUUAAACACAAUUUCUCCACUUUCAGGGAUUUGUUGAAGCCAUCCGCGCCCUGAAGAAGGUCGGUCUUCUCUCCACGCAAACCCACGACGUCUUCAACCCGAUGCAAGGCCCGGACAUGACUUGGCAGCAGAUUAUGGCCGUCAUGAUGAACCAGCAGCCCGACAUUUUCCCCGAUCAGCUUCGCAAAAUUGUGGCCGACAGAUUGGGCGAUAAACGAGAGUUUUUGGCGUUGGAAGAGCUGGGGUUGUUCAGCGACAACGCACCGGAGAGACAUUUGAACCCAUUGGACACACUGGUCCCCCAUUUGGCCAAAGCGUUGGCUUACAAUGAAGGCGAGAGGGAUCUGGUGAUUUUGAAUCACGAUAUUGAAGCUCAACUGCCUGCGGGUUCGACGGUAAGGAAAAUUUUAGAGCUAGGUUGAGUCGAAUUAUGAGACUUUGAAAAAUCAGAAAAAAAUUACAAUAGUAAAAUUGGUAUUAUAGGAGCAUCACCGGAUCAGCUUGGUCGCUUAUGGAGACCCGCAUGGAUAUUCGGCAAUGGCAAGAACUGUUGGGUACACUACUGCCAUCGUAUCUCACAUGUUGCUGAAUGGUAAGAAACAUUUUUUCGUAUAAAAUGUCCCCUUUUAUCUACCAAAAUUUUUUGUCGUAUAAAAUGUCUCUCCUUUUCCCAAUUUUUUCUUUUUUCGUAUAAAAUGUCCCCUUUUCCCUACCAAAAUGUUUUGUCGUAUAAAAUGUCUUUCCUUUUUCAAUUUUUUUUUCGUAUAAAAGUCCCCUUUUCCCUACCAAAAUGUUUUGUCGUAUAAAAUGUCUCUCCUUUCCCCAAUUUUUUCUUUUUUUCGUAUAAAAAGUCCCCUUUUAUAUACCAAAAUGUUUUGUCGUAUAAAAUGUCACCUAAACCCCCAUUUAAAUUUCAACUUUUUUUCAGGCGAAAUCCAACGCAAGGGAAUGAUCCGCCCCACCACCAAGGAGAUCUACCGUCCCGCCUUAAAACGCCUCCAGGACUUUGGAAUCCGAGCCACGACGAAGGUGACGCAUGUUUGA